UCCUAAGCAGAACUACACGACCAGAUACAAGCCCUAGACAAGCUAUUUCCUCGCAUACUGCAGUCGACCUUGACCGAUACUCUGGCGGAAGCCACAGAGCGCGUUGCUGGUUGCGCAAUAUCCACUGACCCUGCACUAGAACGUAGGAGGACUGCGGCUGCGGUCUUGAGAGCGAUGUGACAACAGGGGUUUGAGGCAAAGGAAUAUCACCUUGGUUCGCAUGAAGUACCUGGCCAUCUGACGAGAACUCGAUAUAAGUAAUGUACCUAGAAGGACUUUCGAGUCUGCUGCGACACGUCCCUGUCGCUGCCUCCCACAGCCGCACUGUGUUGUCUUCGGAUGCCGACGCGACCAGCUGCCCAUCUGGUGAGAAGGCCACCGCCCAGACAUCGUUAGAAUGGCCCUUAAGCGUGCUGCGACACGCCCCCGUCGCUGCCUCCCACAGCCGCAAUGUCUUGUCGCUAGAUGCCGACGCGACCAGCUGCCCGUCUGGCGAGAAGGCCACCGCUGUGACUCGGGAGGAAUGGCCCUCGAGCGUGCUGUGACACGUCCCUGUCGCCGCCUCCCACAGCCGCACUGUGUUGUCGUAAGAUGCCGACGCGACCAGCUGCCCGUCUGGCGAGAAGGCCACCGCUGUGACUCGGGAGGAAUGGCCCUCGAGCGUGCUGCGACACGUCCCUGUCGCCGCCUCCCAUACCCGUACUGUCUUGUCCCAAGAUGCCGAUGCGACUAGCUGCCCGUCUGGCGAGAAGGCCACCGCUGUGACUUGGGAGGAAUGGCCCUCGAGCGUGCUGCGACACGUCCCCGUCGCUGCCUCCCACAGCCGUACUGUGUUGUCGUCAGAUGCCGACGCGACCAGCUGCCCAUCUGGCGAGAAGGCCACCGCCCUGACAUCCUUAGAAUGGCCCUCAAGCGUGAUGCGACACGUCCCCGUCGCCGUCUCCCAUAGCUGCACUGUCUUGUCGCUAGAUGCCGACGCGACCAGCUGCCCGUCUGGCGAGAAGGCCACCGCGCUGACACCCCACAAAUGGCCCUUGAGCGUGCUGCGACACGUCCCUGUCGCCACCUCCCACAGUCGUACUGUGCUGUCGUGAGAUGCCGACGCGACCAGCUGCCCGUCUGGCGAGAAGGCCACCGCUGUGACUCGGGAGGAAUGGCCCUCGAGCGUGCUGCGACACGCGUCCCAGUCUGCUUCUUUCAUAGAUAUUAU
Bipolaris sorokiniana ND90Pr is the source of this 1210-nucleotide messenger RNA. RefSeq lists its product as uncharacterized. The coding region runs from base 398 to 733 and encodes 111 amino acids. The transcript has a single exon. The record is from RefSeq and is a predicted model, not a curated record. Lineage: Eukaryota; Fungi; Ascomycota; Dothideomycetes; Pleosporales; Pleosporaceae.